Rubroshorea leprosula is the source of this 1084-nucleotide messenger RNA. NCBI's taxonomy places the organism in Eukaryota, Viridiplantae, Streptophyta, Magnoliopsida, Malvales, Dipterocarpaceae. The record is from the annotation of a GenBank genome assembly.
CUCACUUUCGGCCUCACUCUCUCCCGACCCCUCCUCCUCUUCAAAUCAGCAGGCAGCCACCCCUCAAACUGCCGGCGGUGAAGCUUCUCCAUGCCCCAAAACCUCUUCCUCUUCUUCCUCAUAAACUCCCGGCCUCCUCUCUCGCUGAAUUUUCUUCUUCCACCGAGAACAGCCAGCAAUCCUCCCUCGAGCCGCCGGUGAUCAUGGCUUCCAAAACCAUCAAACCCCAUACCGAGCCUUCACCUUUUACCCUCAUCAUCGAUUUCUCCUUCCAAACUUUUUACUUUAGUUUUCCUCUCGUCUUCAAUCUCGGAUCCAGUGUCACCGGAGGAGGUUAAAGGCGAGUGAAAGUUACAAUUGGUAUGAGUGAAGUCAGAUCUGUUGAUCGGGGAUGGUGGUGAUGUCUACGCAGGACAGCGGCGACGGUCGGAAAACGGCAACUCAACAGUUUGUACCUGAACUGCCCGGAAAAUCUAUGUGCAAUCGAAAAGUCAGUCCACGUGCUUGCAGAAGGACCAGGCUACCUCUCUUGAAGAUCGACCCAAGACCCUUACUAUUGGGCCUUUCGCAGCAAAUGUGAACUUGGAUUGGGUAUAGUUUGGGUCCAUUUUUGUCAUGGAUUUAGGCUUGGUUUUGGAUAGUAGAAUAGGGUUUUUCUGAGCAAUAUAAAUAGACCUUUAGACGAGGGUUUUGGGGGAGGUUCUUUUGGCUUGAGUCUGGUGUUGACGGGGGAGAAAAAGAGGGGUUUUUCUAUUGGAAGGAGACUGGUGUUUGAGAAAGGAGAUCGUCAAGUUGCCAAAGGGAUUCCAUCUUCGGGUUGUCAUUGUUAGUUAUAGCUCUGAACAGAGGAUUUUUUUUCGGAAAAUGGUGAAGGAGAUGGUGGGAGCUUGAUCCCGUCGGUGGGAUUCCUCCCAUCAAAUCCGGAUCUGUUUUCUUUUAAAAAUCCACCAUGCUUGUUUUAUUUUUCUGUGGGUGUUUGUUUUCUUUUAGAUCUGAUGUUAAGCUUGUAUAUGCUUCGUUGGAAAAAUGAAUGAAAAAUUAUAGAUUGUCCAGUUUAUUAGCUUAAUAAAUGUGUUUAUCUUUU